AUGACACUGCGGAUGGUGUGGUUAGGAGGAAGGGGGACAAAGCAGUGUGGCAGGCAGCAGCAGAGGCAGCAGAUGCAGCAGGGGCAGCAGGGGGUGCAGCAGGGGAAUCGGGGGCAGGAGGGGCAGCAGGGGGGGCAGCAAAAGCAGCCACGGCAGGAGGGAAAAGAGGAGAGGAAACAGGAGGGGAAAUGGGAGGGUAAACAGCAGGAGAAUGAGCAGCAGCAGGAGAAUGAGCAGCACGCUAGGCUGCAUCACCAGCAGCAGCGGCAGCAGCUAGACGAAACAUUUAAGCAGGAAUGUCCUGGAGUGGAGAUGCUUGGACAGUAA
Closterium sp. Naga37s-1 is the source of this 327-nucleotide messenger RNA. NCBI's taxonomy places the organism in Eukaryota, Viridiplantae, Streptophyta, Zygnematophyceae, Desmidiales, Closteriaceae. The record is from the annotation of a GenBank genome assembly.